AUCACUUCCUUCGCCCCCCCCUCCCGCUUGGUGCUUCCACAGCAGCCACAUGACACUGAACCGUGCACCCUGAUAGCAGAAGGGAAGAAAGGACAUUACUAUUAUCACCAUCUACCCAGAGCGCGCUUUGUGCCCUUUCUUUCUUCCCUUCUGCUUUAGGUCCGUACAGGCAGCUUAUUUCUCUCCAGUGUCUACAUCGCUGCCAGUCGCCAUGCCCAAUAUCGUGCUCUUCAGCGGUAGCUCUCACCAGGACCUUUCCCAGAAAGUGGCAGACCGGCUCGGGCUGGAGCUGGGCAAGGUGGUCACGAAGAAGUUCAGCAACCAGGAGACCAGUGUUGAGAUUGGCGAGAGCGUGAGAGGGGAAGAUGUCUACAUCGUACAGAGUGGUUGUGGUGAGAUCAAUGACAACCUGAUGGAGCUCCUCAUCAUGAUAAAUGCCUGCAAGAUUGCUUCUUCCUCUCGAGUCACAGCGGUCAUUCCAUGUUUUCCAUAUGCUCGCCAAGACAAAAAAGACAAGGAAGGAAUGGUUAAAACCCUAAGUCGGGCUCCUAUAUCUGCCAAGCUGGUUGCAAACAUGCUUUCUGUAGCUGGAGCUGAUCACAUUAUCACCAUGGACCUCCAUGCUUCCCAGAUACAGGGUUUCUUUGACAUUCCUGUAGAUAAUCUGUAUGCUGAACCAGCAGUACUGCAAUGGAUUAGGGAGAACAUCCCUGAAUGGAAGAACUGCAUCAUUGUGUCUCCUGAUGCCGGUGGUGCCAAAAGGGUGACAUCUAUUGCUGAUCGACUGAAUGUUGAAUUUGCCCUAAUCCACAAGGAACGGAAAAAAGCCAAUGAGGUGGACAGGAUGGUAUUGGUUGGAGAUGUGAAAGAUCGGGUUGCCAUUCUUGUUGAUGACAUGGCUGACACAUGUGGUACUAUGUGCCAUGCUGCUGACAAAUUGCUUUCUGCUGGAGCAACAAAAGUGUAUGCAAUUUUAACACACGGCAUUUUCUCCGGACCUGCCAUUUCUCGGAUCAAUAAUGCGGCAUUCGAGGCUGUUGUGGUUACCAACACAAUACCACAGGAAGAGAAAAUGAAGCAUUGUCCAAAGAUCCAGGUUAUCGACAUAUCUAUGAUCUUGGCGGAAGCGAUCAGAAGGACUCAUAAUGGCGAAUCUGUGUCAUAUCUCUUCAGCCAUGUCCCAUUAUAGACUGUUUUCUCCUGCAUGCAGCAGCCCUUUUUGGAUUUAUAUUUUUUUUUAAGCAAAGUUAAC
Nanorana parkeri is the source of this 1252-nucleotide messenger RNA. RefSeq names its product phosphoribosyl pyrophosphate synthetase 2 (gene PRPS2). Bases 212 to 1189 code for a protein of 325 amino acids. The record is from RefSeq and is a predicted model, not a curated record. Gene Ontology annotation, cellular component: cytoplasm; ribose phosphate diphosphokinase complex. The transcript has 8 exons. Gene Ontology annotation, molecular function: ribose phosphate diphosphokinase activity; magnesium ion binding. Gene Ontology annotation, biological process: 5-phosphoribose 1-diphosphate biosynthetic process; purine nucleotide biosynthetic process; ribonucleoside monophosphate biosynthetic process. Lineage: Eukaryota; Metazoa; Chordata; Amphibia; Anura; Dicroglossidae.